Messenger RNA from Dissoconium aciculare CBS 342.82, 1728 nucleotides. RefSeq lists its product as uncharacterized. The coding region runs from base 1 to 1728 and encodes 575 amino acids. The record is from RefSeq and is a predicted model, not a curated record. The transcript has 2 exons. Lineage: Eukaryota; Fungi; Ascomycota; Dothideomycetes; Mycosphaerellales; Dissoconiaceae.
AUGGCCUCCUCCAAGACCCAGCACACCUUCCUUAGCCUGUCUCCGGUUCACCACAGCCUCACCCGAUUCCCAACCCAAGCGAGCACUUUCCUCGCGCUCUCCCCCGUUCGUCACAACUCUCUGUCCUCGCCGAGUUCGUCGCCGGUUUCGUCGCCGGUUCUCGAGCCCAAGUUCGAGCGCUCCAACAGCGAUGCCAGCGACGCCUCGGUUCAGUUCCUCCCUCUCGGCCACGUCGAGAGCGAGCCCACAGUCGCGCAGUUCCUGCGCCUGGCAUCCGCCUCGGUCGCCUGCGUACACAACUUCGUCAUCUGUGAGAGCGCUAAGCUUCUUAUGUUCUGGCUGGAAGACGAUUGCCGCAACACCCUGUUGUCGUAUCUUCCCAAGAAAGAUUUGGCCAACCUGCGUCUGGUCUGUCAUGAGUUUGGCGUGCAGGCCGCGCCGAAGCUCUUCUCAAGCAUCAACAUCGCUUUCGACUCGAGCACCUUUACAAAAUCAUCCAAGGUCGCUGAACUGGAUCGAAUUGGACGUCAUGUGAAGAAGGUCACCUUCACCCUGCCGCAUUCGAAGAAGACCUUCCUACCGCCGCUGGUUGAUCCGCAAACGGGUGAAGAGGUCAAUUUCACCUAUAACCCCAAAGUUGAGGAAAGGACGUCGACGGCACCAAACUAUGGCGAUGCUUGGACCACGGAUCUUUUGACCAGACAAUACCCUCCACUAUUCCAUGCAGCGACGAAUGUAAACGCGUUCGUGCGCGCUUUCGCGCUCAUGCCCAACAUCAAACAUCUCCGCGUCAAGUGUCCAGGUUACGACACAGCCCACCGCUACAGGCGAAGUGUCAUUGACUAUGCCCUCAUCUCUCUACGAAUCGCCAUUGAACAAAACGACUUCUCCGCACUGCGAUCACUUACUAUUGCCCCGAUUCACCCUGGCGGAUUAAUGUACCUUUCACCGCUGAUAGGCUUCGGCGCCUCCCCGAAAUCCGCAAGCAAGUGGACCCGCAUCCGUAAUCUCACCGUUCACACCCACAUCCUACCUUCGCGCGCUGCCGACCAGGAGCCGAAUCAUCUCAUGCUUCUUCAGACCUACCUUCGUAAUUUCCAAGCUAAUCUACAAACCUUUGACUUCCGCUGGAUCGGAGCCAAAGGACCUCUCCCGACGCGGACGCCAUCCUCGGCAGCUCUCAAUAUCGGUCGUCAUCCUGCCUUUGCACGUACGACGGACGAUAUCCCUUCUGCUGCCAUUGUCGGCAAGGGGCCCAAACCACUUCAUUUCCCACGGCUGGAAUUCGUCGAUCUCGAAAACAUCGCCGCGUCGGCCUCGGACAUCGCCACGUUCUGGUCCAGCCACGAGACCAUCCGAGAUCUGCACUGGGACCACGUCGAAUUGACGUCCGGCACAUGGGACGAUGUCCACCGCAGCCCCAAAAAGGUCCACCGCGGACCCUUCUCGAAGCAGGUAGAAUUCGCCGACAUCCCAAUCAUGCUUGCGCCUUCAAUGGUGGCGGCGGCUACGGCGGCGACCACCACGCCGAGGAAGCCGGGUGAGCCCAUCGAGAUCGUCCAGCGGCAAGCUCCGGGCUGCUUCAGACGCGAAUCCGUCAUGUCGUCCAAGUGGCCGACGGCAAAGGGUCGGCGACCGACCGCAACCCAGAAGAUGCGCGAGGGAUGGCAUGGAUGCGAGGAGCAUUUCAAAAAGGUCUUGAGGGGCAACGUCUUCAACUGGAUUUGA